AUGAGUAAAAGUAGAGACGAUGGCACCAGAAGCGUUUUCUCUUUUAACAAUUCUUUCUCUGACUGUGUCCGUUUAGGUGCUGAACCUCCGGCUGAUCGGACAGUUGUGAUUGAAGAGUACAGGUUCUUGUCUCGAAAGCUGUUUGCUGCUGUGUCCGUCUUCGCUGGCCUCGGCAUCCUGCUCGGCAUCGUCUGCCUAACCUUCAACAUCUACAAUGGCAAUGUCCGCUACAUCCAGAACUCUCAGCCGUACCUGAACAACAUGACAGCGGUGGGCUGCAUGAUGGCUCUGGCUGCAGUGUUCCCGCUGGGGAUUGAUGGUCACCACGUCCACAGAUCCCAGUUCCCUGUCGUCUGCCAGUUCCGCCUGUGGCUCCUUGGCCUUGGCUUCAGCCUGGCGUACGGCAGCAUGUUCACGAAGAUCUGGUGGGUCCACACUCUCUUCACGAAGAAGGAGAAGAAAAAGAGAGAAGAAGAAGAAGGUAGCAGAGUCAGGGGGAGGGAUAAGCCUCUCAGCGGUCUCAGGAGAGUAGAGAAAGGAUGGGAGAGGGAGGCUGGGCCGCGCAGCAUGUGUGGCGCCGGCUGA
Molecule: messenger RNA, 585 nt
Organism: Micropterus salmoides (largemouth bass)
Lineage: Eukaryota; Metazoa; Chordata; Actinopteri; Centrarchiformes; Centrarchidae
Product: gamma-aminobutyric acid type B receptor subunit 1-like
Exons: 3
Coding region: 1-585 (194 amino acids)
Biological process (GO): gamma-aminobutyric acid signaling pathway; G protein-coupled receptor signaling pathway
Cellular component (GO): G protein-coupled receptor heterodimeric complex; membrane
Molecular function (GO): G protein-coupled GABA receptor activity
Source: RefSeq, a predicted model, not a curated record